CAGCCCAUCUAAAAUCACAAAUACAUAAACAACUCCCAGAAAAAGUCGGGGAAGCUUAUCUAAUCCAAAGUGACAAUCGAGUUUAUCAGGCUCUGAGGCUCUGCCGUUACCACUACCGGCUCCUCCGCAGUUCAACGCACACAUCUUGACGAAGUCUUUACGGAAUCAAGCCAGCUUGUAGCACGACAGUGAUAUCGCCAUGGACAUUACACCACAGCGACCUGCGAUCUUCGUGCUAAGUCUCCUAUUUGUUACAGCCGUCUUCUGCUUCAGCUCUUCCGGUGUAGAAGGUGUACCAUUGCCACCAGCUCCAGCUGCAGAUGCAACUUCAAGCGGAAGUCACAAAAAUGCCAAUUCCCACGCCACGAAAAAUAAGCACGACUCUACUGUUUACCAUACCACUAAGAAACACAUUAGCAAUGAGGAAAAUACAGGGGAUGGUAGAAUUAAGAAGUCGCAUGCACAGAAAAUAUCUGAAGGCAGUACAACACAGAAACCCUCUAAACAGAAGGACCAUAGCAACAGCGCUUUGAUGUUCAAAGAACAAAGAACUGCAAAGACAUCCGUGCCAACAGACAGCAAAGCUCUCAAUCUACCGUUAGAUUCAGAUUCCAAAAGCGAACUUGUGAAGCGCGAUUUGCAAAUUAACAUUUUUCCUAGUCAAUCGGGAAGUAUCGACAAGCCUGUAGAAAUUGAAGUCAAAAGUUAUGCUUCCCCUCCAAAUGCAUCCGCCGUUAUAGAAGUGAAUCCGAAGACGUACAAUGUAGAUUUUUAUAACUCCCCCGAUGGUAACUUAUGGCCUGAGUACCAAAUGAACCAGUAUCCUCAAGAAACAAAUGGGCCACUCAAUUGGUAUACAGACAAUUAUCAGCAACCAGUCCCACCAAGUCUGUCAUACGUACCAACAGAGGAACUCUUGCACAGUCAGAACUUUUUGAACAUCCCCAGUUUAGGAUCUCAACUGUUGUAUCAGUACCCAGUGAAAGAAGCAAUAUAUAGGAACCCAAUAAAUCCUCUGAGACCCAAGCUAAACCACGUGCAAGAAACAUCAAAACCCCUAAAUAAUAACGAAGGAAGUUCAAAACAAAAUUCUGAACGUGAAUACAUGUUGCCAAAUUAUCCAGUAAAUCUACAAUUACAAAAUUUGGCAUACAACCCAAAUACAUUACAACAAUUCCCGUACGUUUUACCUCAACAUUACAUGCCACUAUACUUCCUUCCACAGUCAAACGAAAUUCAAAACACCCUUCCCUUAAACACUGGAACCGAAUCAAACUACAAUCCAGGAUUUACUAAGUACGUCACAAAGUCGUACUAUCUUCAGACACAUCCAAAAUUAGAAUGGGUGCCCUUAUAAGGGUAUUUGCCGAAGAAUAGAUAAGUGCAAAAUAACCUAUAGAUAAAACGUAUAGUUUUCCUUUCAAUAGUUGUAAUAGUAUGACUUCAUACGUACGUUGGUGGUUAUAAUGAAGUAUUUAAAUGCCACAAGAUUACAUAUCACAAUUAGAAUACAUAAACACUGAACUUGACAAUGUAGUGUUGGCACUCCUGCGUCUUAGUCUGGAAUUUCCGGUUUACAGACUCGAUCCAAAUACCGAAAGUCUCGAGAUAGUAUUUUAAUAGGCCACAACCACGUCCUCGUCCUUAAAUAUUUAUUUAUCUGUUAUAGAAAACUUACCAAUCGAUGCUUUUUAAUAUUUAAUUUGUAAAAUAUUACUAAAUUAAUCAUGAUACUAAUAGAAAAUUAAUAAACGUGCCAAUAAUAAUAUAACCAGGAAUCUCCGGUGCAAUCAUGUGGUAAGCAGAAUCUCCGCUGAACGAAAUAUAUCAUUGCAACGUGUUCUCUACAUACAGUGAAUACAUAUUUCUUUUCUACUCAUUUAAUGACAAUUAAUUUGAUGUAAUUGAUACAUAGUUCUAAUAUUAUUACACAAAAUUAUGAUUUACAGU
Zootermopsis nevadensis is the source of this 1950-nucleotide messenger RNA. RefSeq lists its product as uncharacterized. Lineage: Eukaryota; Metazoa; Arthropoda; Insecta; Blattodea; Termopsidae. The record is from RefSeq and is a predicted model, not a curated record.